UGUGGAAAGUAAAAGCGAACUAUCAAAACAAACCAGCGGCGCUCGUAGAGCUCGGCGUCUUUUCAUCUUUUCUUUGGUUGUUCAUAAUAACAUCUCCAGCAUGGACGGUGCGCCGAGGACAUUGCGGUGCUUUAACGAGCGUCACACCGCGGAAAUGUUGUCGGAUGACGGAGUGGAGACGGUGACUUCAGUGGAGCAGAAUAAAGUGGAGCGCAGCAUCGAAGAAGUCUUCACCGCCUACAAGCAAAUACACAGCUUACCACAGCCGACCUUGCUGCGGGAACACCAUUACCUAUAUCUCAAGAAAGGCUUACGUCACUUAUCGGAUGCUUAUGAGUGUCUGGACGCUAGCAGACCGUGGCUUUGCUUCUGGAUUCUUCACAGUCUGGAGUUACUAGAAGAGCCCAUUCCUUCUGCUGUCGCUUCAGAUGUGUGUCAGUUUCUGUCUCGCUGUCAGAGCCCCACUGGAGGUUUCGCUGGAGGUCCAGGACAACACGCUCAUCUCGCACCGACAUACGCUGCUGUCAACGCCCUGUGUAUCAUCGGCACAGAAGAGGCCUAUAAUGUUAUACACAGGGAGAAGCUGUUAGAUUUCCUAUGGUCAGUGAAGCAGCCAGAUGGCUCGUUUGUGAUGCACGUUGGAGGGGAGGUGGAUGUCAGGAGUGCGUACUGUGCAGCUUCUGUAGCAUCGCUCACAAACAUCCUCACACCUAAACUGUUUGAGGACACGACCAGCUGGAUCCUCAGAUGUCAGAACUGGGAGGGUGGUCUAAGCGGAGUGCCAGGUUUGGAGGCCCACGGGGGCUACACGUUCUGCGGCACAGCUGCCCUCGUCAUCCUGGGGAAAGAGCACAUGCUGGAUCUGAAAGCUCUACUGCGCUGGGUGGUCAGCAGACAGAUGCGCUUUGAAGGCGGCUUCCAGGGCCGCUGUAACAAACUGGUGGACGGCUGCUACUCUUUCUGGCAGGCUGGACUCCUGCCUCUACUCCACAGAGCUUUAUUCAAAGAAGGCGAGUCGGAGCUGAGUCGGCAGCGGUGGAUGUUCGAGCAGCAGGCUUUGCAGGAGUACAUCCUCCUCUGCUGUCAGAACCCGACGGGGGGCCUGGUGGAUAAGCCUGGCAAAUCCAGAGAUUUCUACCACACGUGUUACUGUCUGAGCGGCCUCUCUGUAGCGCAGCACUUUGGAAACCAGGAGCUCCAUCACGAGAUGAUCCUCGGCAGGGAGGAGAACAGACUGGCUCCAACUCAUCCUGUGUACAAUAUUUGUCCAGAGAAGGUGGCUCAGGCCCUGCAGCACUUCCUCCGGCUGCCUGCCCCCGAAGACGACAGGUGGACAGGAGCCUCCGCUGGCGACAGACUGUCAGACCCCGCCUCUGCCUCCGGAUCCGUCGACAAUCAGUCCUAGUUAGACCUCAGGGAAUGAUGUCAUCAUGUGUGAACCAGCUGACUCCAGGGCAGGACUCGAGCCAGCUAACAGCGGUCAGGUCUUACCUGUUCGAGUCCAGGAGCUGGACGCAGGGUGGCCUGUUGUUAGAGAUGAGGGCUGGAGUUUAGGAGCUUUCCUGAGUAAACGUCGACAGUCGUGCGAUGGCAGCUUCACAUUGAGCUGAGUUUUUUGCUUGCAAUGCUUUUGUUUUCUUUCUCUGAAAUAAAAGUGAAACUUUGGAAGGUGUUGACCGAAGUUAAUAAACUUUAUACAGCA
Messenger RNA from Labrus mixtus (cuckoo wrasse), 1702 nucleotides. It is a transcript of the gene fntb, whose product is annotated as farnesyltransferase, CAAX box, beta. Gene Ontology annotation, cellular component: protein farnesyltransferase complex. Gene Ontology annotation, molecular function: protein farnesyltransferase activity. NCBI's taxonomy places the organism in Eukaryota, Metazoa, Chordata, Actinopteri, Labriformes, Labridae. Gene Ontology annotation, biological process: protein farnesylation. The transcript is spliced from 12 exons. The record is from RefSeq and is a predicted model, not a curated record. Bases 101 to 1405 code for a protein of 434 amino acids.